Trichosporon asahii var. asahii CBS 2479 is the source of this 1899-nucleotide messenger RNA. RefSeq lists its product as uncharacterized. The transcript has 2 exons. Bases 1 to 1899 code for a protein of 632 amino acids. The record is from RefSeq and is a predicted model, not a curated record. Lineage: Eukaryota; Fungi; Basidiomycota; Tremellomycetes; Trichosporonales; Trichosporonaceae.
AUGGUGAGCCAUACUCCGCGCACACCGUUCCCGGAUGCCCCGCCGUCGCCACCUUGCCCGGCCGAGGCGUGCAGCAUCCCGCUCCCGCCCUCACCCACGUUUCCGCCAGUCUCUGCGCGCGGUUCUCCGCCAGUCUCCCCGCCGAGCGCUCAGACGGCCAGAGAAAGCGGGGUCAGCGGGACGAGUGAGUGGGACGGCGCGACGCUCGUAUCCUCCGUGUCCUCCGUUUCCUCCGAACUCCGCUCGUCCCGCUCGUCGCUCUCCGAGUCGCUCUCAGACUCACGCCCGGCUGCUUCUGCUGUUAUCUCCGGUCGGGCUGCUCCGUCCGUGAUCGAGCCCGAUCUGCCGACUCUGUCGGGGUCAGCCCCGCUGCCAGACCUGCCCCCUCGCUCGUCCUCUCUGCCGGACACUCAGCCUGCUCAGCCUGCUCAGCCUGCUCAGCCUGGUCUCCCACCACGUUCAAGCAGUCUCCCCGCCCUCCCCCCUCCUGCACCAAUGUCCAAAUUCGGCUCAACUUCAGUAGUCACAGUCACAACUCCUCUGCAAGCCAUAGUCGAGGGGAGGGAGAUCGCGUCUCCAUCAGCUUCGACCGGUCUCGAUCCGAGUCUCGCGUCAUAUGCGCUGGGCCCGUUGCAGGUUAUUGAGGAAAGGAGCGAGCCGAAUACGGCCGAUACGUCGCAGGACACGAUCGACUUGCCCCUCAGCACUAUCGUCGAGAGGGCCGGAGGGGAGAUGGAAGCAGCGGGGGCUGAGGGAGCAGAGCAGCAAGAAGAGGAGGAGGAACACGAGGCACACGAGGAACACGAGGCAGACGUCACAGGCGCCACGUUCGGGGACACGACGCUGGACUCGGUGUACUCGCAGGAGUCUCGGGCCAGUUCUCUUUAUCGCCGGAGCGAGGUGUUGCUCCGAGGUGUCUUGGGACGUGGGGACGGGCUGAGGCCCCCGACUUCUCCCGCUCCUGCUGCUGCUCCGGAUACUGUGACUCCCACUCCUGCUGGGGAGGUUGAGCUCGUCGAGCCGGAGCCGGCUAGCGGGGUCGAGACUGCUCUGACUAGGAGUGGGGCGGCAGUGGGGGAGAGGGGGAGGGAGGAGGUUGAGCAGACUGGGAAGGGGGAGGGCAAGGGAGAGCUCCAGGGAGAGAAGAAGGGAGAGGCUGGGAGGAGUAAGGCGCAGGCAGCUGAGGCUGGUGAACAACAGCGCGACCCCGAGGCAACGACUGCAAGCCUGUACGCAGACGACGAGCUCUUCAAGCCCGUCAACCCUGUCAGCCUGGAAGAGGUCCGGCUCGAGGCGGGUGGGCCUCGCCGUGCUCCCUCCGACGACUCUGCACUCCAGUGCUGCGCGGACGACGCCGACGCCGACAGCGUCCUGGCCGAGAGUGUGCUAGACGCCGCCGAAGUGGGCAGUAUCAUUGCCGCUGACUUCAACGAAGCCGAUACACCUCAUACCGAGGCAGUGGCCACAGCGGAGAAAGACGACAAGGGGGACAACGGGGACAGCGGCGCCGAAGCCGACACGGAGGCCGAUCCCGCCCAAGUCACUGUGCGCGGAUCACCUACGUCGAAGCGCGCCUCCCCGAAGCACACUGCCACGCCGCCCGCCACGCCCCGGCCGAAACGCUCUCACGUCGUGCAUCAUCGCUCUCCGUACGCUCUGAGGUCGAGGCGUUCUCUACCCGACCAGUCCACGCACAGGCCGACACAGAGCUCGACACAGGCUGCCUUUCGAAACCUGGCUCACGGUCUCGAGCUGUUAUCUCAGGAGAUGAAAGCCGCCGGAAAGGCCAGUGAAGCCAGGAGGAGACGCAUUGCUUCCGCCCCUGUUCCCGGGUCAGAGGCGGAUGGGGAGAUGACUGACUCGGAGGGGGAUGCGGAGAUGGACGUGGAUCUGAGAUAG